This is a messenger RNA of Lactuca virosa, 837 nucleotides long. The record is from the annotation of a GenBank genome assembly. NCBI's taxonomy places the organism in Eukaryota, Viridiplantae, Streptophyta, Magnoliopsida, Asterales, Asteraceae.
AUGUCACUCCUCGAGUUCUACUUUCAUCUACUCACUGUAAUUUUCGAGACCAUGGGGAAAUCCUAUCCAGCUGUGAGUGACGAAUACAUGAAAGCUGUUGAUGAAGCGAAGAGGAAGCUUCGAGACUUAUUCACUGAGCAGAACUGUGCUCCUCUGAUGCUUCGAAUGGCAUUUCAUUCUGCUGGAACUUUUGAUGUGAACUCCAAAACCGGAGGUCCAUUCGGAACCAUGAGGCAAAAAGCUGAACAAGCUCAUGGACCCAACGUUGGCCUUGACACUGCUGUCAAUCUACUGGAACCAGUCAAACAAGAGCUUCCAGUCAUCUCAUAUGCUGACUUUUAUAUGUUGGCUGGCAUUGUUGCUGUUGAGACCACCGGAGGACCAAAUAUCCCUUUCCACCCAGGCAGACAAGACAAAGAUGAGCCACCAGCAGACGGGCGUCUCCCUCUUCCCAAUCAGGGAAGCGAUCAAUUAAGAGCUAUAUUUAUCAACACCAUGGGUCUGAAUGAUCAGGACAUUGUUGCUCUUUCUGGUGGCCAUACUUUGGGAUCUUGCCAUAGGGAUCGAUCUGGGAUUGAAGGAUCAUGGACACGUAACCCGUUGACAUUCGAUAAUAGCUACUUCAAAGAACUUCUAGCUGGUGAGAAGGAAGGGCUUGUUCAGCUACCUACCGAUAAGGCCCUCCUUGAAGAUCCUGUUUUCCGUCCUCUCGUUGAAAAAUUUGCUUUGGAUCAAGAUGCAUUCUUUGGUGCUUAUGCAGAAUCGUUCAUGAAGCUAUCUGAGCUGGGAUUUGCUGAUGCUUAAGCUUUUAUCAUAAUAAAGGCAAAAAGAGUGGUG